AUGGCGCCAACUAUGCCACUCUGUCGUCUGCUUCUCGCAGCUGCAUCUUGUCUUUCUGUGGUCUCUGCUUUCGCCACCAAGUGCAAAGGAUGUGCUGCAGAUACAGUCAUGCUCAAUGGGUCUAUUUACAGCCUUGACGAGUUUUCAUCCAAGCACAAUGCAAUGGCUGUGAAGAACGGUUUCAUUACUUUUCUCGGGAGUGAUGACGGCGUUCGGCCUUUGAUCGGCCCUGACACCCUGGUAUUCGAUCUUGAAGGCCGGAUGGCAAUGCCGGGCUUGGUCGAUGCUCACAUGCAUGUCAUUUCGGGUGGUGCAGACCUCCUCAAGUGCAGCAUGAACUACCAACCAUUGGGACUCCAGGAGGCGCUCGACCAUAUCCAAGGAUGCCUGGACUCGGACACUGACAAGAGUGACGAAGAUUGGCUCGAUGUCAUCGCUCUCGACUAUUACACCUUGUCCGAUACCACCGGGGGCGUGACGAAGCGAGAUUUGGACAAGCUCAAGACGAAGCGGCCUAUCCUAGUCCAGUCAGCAGACCGACACACAUUCUGGGUCAACUCAAUUGCUCUUCGUGCCUCUUCCAUCACAGCUGCGACUAAGAACCCUGCCGGAGGUGUGGUCGAACGUCUCCCUGGCAGUAAAGAACCGUCUGGAAUUCUACAAGACAACGCAAGUGGCUUACUAGCCGGCCCUGCUCCCGCGACACCUGAAGAUAACAUCAAGUCUGGAAAGGCUGCUCUGAAGCUGCUUCGAGAGCAAGGCGUUACAGCUUUUCAGGAUGCUGCUGCAGGCCCAGACGCUGGCAAGGUUUUUGCUGCGAUCAAGAAAGAAGGGGGUCUUAGUGCUCGAGGAUUCUUCGAUUACCGAAUCGAUGCACCCAACUCGACGAAAGAGAUCGAUGCCUUGGUGGAGGACGUCCUCAAUGUCACUUCGACCUGGAACGAUCCCACGGAGUUGGGCCCAGAUCCAACUCUUAAGUGGCAUGCGGUGAAGCUGUUUGUUGACGGCGUCAUCCUGUACCCAGCAAACACUGGUGCCCUUCUUGAGCCAGAAAUCCUCAGCGCAGUCCUCGCACCUCUCAUUUGCAACCGCAUAGACGCUCAGAUGCAUGUCGACGGCGACUUGGCAGUCCGUGUUGCCCUUGAUGCCCUGGAGGAUGUCCGCUCCAAGUAUCCUCACCUGAACGACUAUCGAAUUGGGCUUGCCCAUAACGAAGUGACUGACCCAAGCGACUGGCCUCGUUUUGCUGAGCUCAAAGCUGAUCCCAUCAUGAGCUUUCAGUGGUCGCAAGCUAGCUCAGUUUGGCUUCCCAAUGGUCUAAAGAGCAUGGGACCAGUCCGUUCAAACUAUCUUGAGGCUUGGGGAAAUAUUGCUGCCUUUGGCUCCCGGAUUGUAUACGGAAGUGAUUGGCCGAUUGACCCACUCGAUGAGUGGCUUGCGAUCAAGGCCGGCGUCACCCGUUCUGGCGAUCCGACGAACCCCAACUCCCCAGCUUCGCAGGGUGCGCCGUACAACGGCACGGGUAUCCCUGGCCUUUCGCUCACCCGUGAACAAGCUAUUCGGGCCAUCACGACAGAGAGCUCGAGGUUCGUCAGGGCCGAUCGAUACAUAGGCUCAUUGGAGGUUGGCAAGGUUGCAGAUGUGAUCAUCCUACAGUCCAACUACUUUGAAGUGCCUGACGAAGAGAUUGCUCGCCAGAAGACUUUGGUCACCAUGGUUGGCGGCGAAGUUGUGUACAUUGCAGAGGGCGUCGAUUUUGGAAAUGGUGCUGUGGCAAAGUUUCCUAACAACGACACCGUUAGCCAGACCAUGACGAGGAGAAGCGUGGGAGGCAUCCAAGGCAGGUCUUUGUCUGAAGAGGGGCGGGAGUCAAUGCGCAGAUUGGCUGUUCACAAUGCCUGCGAUCAUGGAGCCGACCACAGGCAUUGA
Fusarium vanettenii 77-13-4 is the source of this 1929-nucleotide messenger RNA. RefSeq lists its product as uncharacterized. The coding region runs from base 1 to 1929 and encodes 642 amino acids. Gene Ontology annotation, molecular function: hydrolase activity, acting on carbon-nitrogen (but not peptide) bonds. The transcript is spliced from 3 exons. Lineage: Eukaryota; Fungi; Ascomycota; Sordariomycetes; Hypocreales; Nectriaceae. The record is from RefSeq and is a predicted model, not a curated record.